Spizellomyces punctatus DAOM BR117 is the source of this 2016-nucleotide messenger RNA. RefSeq lists its product as uncharacterized. Gene Ontology annotation, molecular function: L-amino acid transmembrane transporter activity. The record is from RefSeq and is a predicted model, not a curated record. Gene Ontology annotation, cellular component: membrane. NCBI's taxonomy places the organism in Eukaryota, Fungi, Chytridiomycota, Chytridiomycetes, Spizellomycetales, Spizellomycetaceae. The coding region runs from base 307 to 1854 and encodes 515 amino acids. The transcript has a single exon. Gene Ontology annotation, biological process: amino acid transmembrane transport.
CCGUCAUUGGUUUUUUUAUUUUUUUUUUUAACUCCGAUCGCGACAUAUUCCUGGCAACUUGCGCAUUCCUCCAGAUGUGUCGGCGUUGCAGUGAGCCGAGCAACCAAAGAUGGUCAAAAUAGCGGGAAAGAAAAAGAAAAAUCGGAAACUCAUCACCCUUUGGUAAUAUCGGAGACGCAAUGAGCGAUCGGAGCUCACCAGGCCGGUUGGCUAUAAAGAGGGGUUGAGAUUUCAAAGAGAACCUUGCUAGAUCCCAUCCUCAUUUUCAUCGAACGCCAAGUUCUUGUUUCGCCAUUGUAUUUUUAAAUGGGCAAGCAAGAAACUGCCUCGUCGUCAAGCAAGACCUUUGCGGUCGAAGAGGAUCCGUACCGGAUCGAAGCUAUCAACGAUGACGACCAUGAUCCCCGCAGGCGGCUUGGGCUUUGGUCAACCACAUUUCUCAUCUUCAACCGGAUGAUUGGAACGGGCAUCUUUGCGACCCCUGCCUCAGUCCUCCUCUCUGCUGGCAGUGUUGGCAUGGCCCUUAUUUUUUGGGUUAUUGGUACUCUCAUCGCCGUUGCUGGUAUGACCGUGUAUCUCGAAUAUGGGACAGCGAUACCAAAGUCCGGGGGCGAAAAGAAUUAUCUCGAGUUUGUGUAUCGGCGGCCAAAGCUGCUUGCGACCUGCGUAUAUGCAUGGCAGUCGGUGCUUUUGGGUUGGGCAGGCAGUAACAGUAUCGUAUUUGGUCAAUACGUCCUUUUCGUUUUCAAUGUUGAACCCGGCGAUUGGAACUCGCGAGCGCUCGGUCUUCUUUGCGUAACAUUUGCGUUUUUGAUCCAUGCUGUAGCGUACAAGUGGGGAGUGCGGGUACAGAAUGCCCUCGGGGUAUUCAAGAUUAUCGUUCUCCUCAUUGUCGUUUUUUCUGGAUUUGCGGCUCUCGGUGGACACCUGAAGAUACCAAAGCCGGAUAACUUUUCCAAUGCCUUUGAUGGCACAACCGACAAUGCGUAUAAUUACGCCUCUGGCCUCUACAAGGUUAUAUGGUCUUUUAUCGGAUACAGCAACGCAAACUACGCGUUGGGCGAAGUCAAGCGUCCCAUUCGCACGAUCAAGAUCGCGGCACCUCUCGCCAUCGGGAUUGUCUCUGCUUUGUACAUGUUCGCCAACAUUGCAUACUUUGCUGGUGUACCGUUGGAACAAUUUCGAAACUCUGGGGUGCUUAUCGCAGGGCAGUUCUUCAUCAACGUGUUUGGCGAAACAUUCGGUCGUCGGGUCCUUCCCGCCUUUGUCGCACUCUCUGCCCUUGGAAACGUGAUGUCGGUCAUCUUCUCUCAGGGCCGGAUCAACCAAGAACUCGGCAAAGAGGGUGUCCUCCCAUUCUCCCGCGUUUGGGCCUCCAACUGGCCCUUCAAAGCCCCUUUUGCCGGCCUAGGUCUUCACUGGGUCUUUUCUGUCAUCAUGAUGCUCGCCCCGCCGCCGGGUAGCGCAUACAAUUUCAUAGUCGACGUUAUCACCUACCCGCUCACUGUCGUCAAUGUAUUUAUCGCCAUUGGUCUUCUUUGGCUUCGAUUUAACCGCGAUCGCUUCCAGUGGAAAUCUCCAUUCAAUGCGCCUCUUGUGUGUAUCAUCUUCUUCCUUGCGUGUAAUGUUCUCCUCGUAAUAUUCCCGUUCUUGUCCCCACCGGGAGGAGCACCUGACAUCGGAUAUGUGUAUUGGUUACCCUCACUUGUAGGAAUUUUAGUUUUGGUAGCUGGGGCUCUGUACUGGGCUGUUUGGUGGGUUCUGUUGCCAAAGCUUGGCGGUUACCAGUACGAAAGGGUGAAAUCGGAAUUGGCUGAUGGUACGCCAAUAUUUGAAUAUAGAAAGAUAAAAUAGUCUUGAUAGCUGUGUAUAAAUCUGUAGCGAGACUGUAUGUAAAUUUCAACUUCUAUGAACGAUGCACGCUUAUUCCGAUCGCGAAAGCACACAGUUCAGCGCCCAGCGGCGUGCGCAGAGGAAGACUUGCUCGUGAUGUUUAAUAUAUAUUACGGAACGAUA